Hydractinia symbiolongicarpus is the source of this 2520-nucleotide messenger RNA. RefSeq lists its product as uncharacterized. Gene Ontology annotation, biological process: iron ion transport. The coding region runs from base 158 to 2260 and encodes 700 amino acids. Gene Ontology annotation, molecular function: copper ion binding; oxidoreductase activity. The record is from RefSeq and is a predicted model, not a curated record. Lineage: Eukaryota; Metazoa; Cnidaria; Hydrozoa; Anthoathecata; Hydractiniidae. The transcript has 9 exons. Gene Ontology annotation, cellular component: plasma membrane.
AGUUUCAAUAAAAAAGUACGAACAAUGAAUUAAAACUUUUGAACGAAAAGGACAACAAUAAUAUCAACGUUAAUUGCCUGUGGCUUUAUCUGCAAAAUAAUUCAUCACAAAGCACUCGUCAAGACAUCAUAAAGGAAUUAGAUAGAUAGCAGAAAGAAUGUCCCUCCAUUUUAAAUGCAUUUGGAUUGUAUGCAUCGUAAUUGGUAUAGCAAACGUUUAUAGCAAGGAAUGCUCCCCAUCUGAGAGUGUUUGUGAGUAUUGGUUGACUAUUGAUGAAAGGCUUACGAUGACGUGGAAAAAUGUUCGUGUUGUUGCUGAAAAUGGAAGUUUGUUUAAAUUUGACGAUGUUGCCAAAGAAGCACCGGUACCAAUGGAGGAGGUGAUUACAAUGGACGGUUACCAUAGAUCUGUCAUAGCUGUCAAUAAAACUAUACCAGGUCCACCCAUAAUCGUGUAUGAAGGCCAACAAUUGAUUAUACACGUGCGUAACCAUUUACUAAGUGAAUCUAUUACAAUUCAUUGGCAUGGUUUACAUCAACGAAAUACACCUUUUAUGGAUGGCGUGGCGUUCAUCACACAAUGCCCUAUUGGACCUGGACAGAAAUUUACUUAUAAUUUCAAGGCAUAUCCGCAAGGUACGUUUUGGUACCAUUCGCAUAUUGGAGGACAACGUGUAGACGGCUUGUAUGGUGCACUUAUCAUAAAACCUAAAAAUAAUCCAGCCAAUAAUAUCGAAGAUAAAAUUAUGCAUGUUUCUGAUUGGUUUCACGCACAUUCUACCGAGUUGCAUGCAAAGAUGAUCUACGCAAAUUUUAAAAGUCAGCCUGGUUUUGUGCAUCCUAAAACGUUGGACGGUGUAUUUUUCGCGCCACUUAUAUAUAAAUCUACUUUGAUCGAAGGAAGAGGGAGGUACAAAGACGAACACACGGGUAAAUGGCUGCAACCACCAUUGAUGACUUACAAUGUCACCCAGGGCAGAAAAUACAGGUUUCGGGUAAUCGGCUCCGGUAUGAUUUACCCGUAUCGGGUAUCCAUUGACAAUCAUAUAUUGACGGUGGUAGCUAGCGAUGGAUUUGAAGUGGAAGCGAGAAACUUUGAAUCAAUUAUUAUCAAUCCUGGUGAGAGAUUUGACUUUAUUAUCACCGCUAAUCAGACUGUUGGAGACUACUGGAUACGAGCAGAUGGAAUGGAUGUAGACUUCACCGACCAUUAUGGAAAGGCGAUAUUACGGUAUGAUGCAUCCUCUACCAAGGAACCUGCUACAAAUCGCACGAAAUGUACUGCUGCAAAGAAAUGCGAUGUUUUGAAUUGUCAAUUUUCUUAUUACCCUAAAGAGUCCAAUACCCAAUGUGUUCGCAUAGACCAGUUGAGCUCCAAAGGAGGAGAGAAAAUUCCAGCGUUCGAGGGAAGUUCGAAAGAACAUUUUUUAAAUUUUGUUCAGGGAGGCGGGAUGAACAUUAACGGAAAAGUAUUCGAGCAUCCAGGUGUCAGCUCGCUGACCCAGUCUGAAGAUGUCGAUGUACAUCUCGAUUGCGAUCAAGCAUCGUGUGGUGUGGAUAAAAUUUGCUAUUGUCAGCAUGAGAUCGACAUUCCGUUUGACAAAACAAUACAAAUGGUAUGGACCAAUCACGGCAAAGGAGCUACAAGGCAUCAUCCAAUCCAUUUGCAUGGUCAUAGUUUUCACGUGCUAAAGAUGGGAUAUGGCAGUUACAACUUAACGACAGGUCAGCUUCUCUCGCAAAAUCACGACAUUGAUUGCGGGGGAACACCCGAAAACUUUUGCAACAAUCCUACGUGGAAAAACAAAUCGUGGGGGUAUGGCAACGUUCCCGGAUUAAAUCUUGUAAACCCCCCACAGAAAGAUACGCUGAUGAUUCCAGUCGGAGCUUACGCUGUUAUUCGGUUUAGAUCAAACAAUCCGGGAAAAUGGUUUUUACAUUGUCAUAUUGAAUUUCAUUCAAUGCAAGGAAUGGCAAUGACUAUAAACGAAGCACAGGAAAAACAUCUAGAACCACCAAAAGGAUUUCCAAUAUGUCAACACUUUAGAAAUGAUCCAAACCUUGACGUGGAAUACACUAAAUAUGUUCCAAGUGCAGAUGACGAUGACGAUAAAGAACGGAAUCUGUUAAUCAUUAUUGUCGUACUUGCUGUAAUUCUUGUUCUGGAAAAUAUAAUUCUAUCUCGAUAUUGUUGUUCGGCGCAACAACGAAACAACAACGCCAAGACAAACAAUGUUGUAAUGAAGAAUGUUUCAUCAUAACAGAAUUGAUUUUUUUCACAGCAUAAGAUGAACGCACCACACGGGUACUACAACAGCACCAACAACAAUAAUAGCGAUAGCUACAAUAAUAAUCACGCCGGCGACGGCAAUAACUACGUCGACAACUAUAGGUGACAAAAACAAUGAUGAACGCGUUGUUUUUAAGCGUUUUUGUUGUGUAUAUUUUAAUAUUGCACGAAGUUAUUCACAUUUCAUAGCAUACAGCAUUGUAAAUAAUUUUUCCAUAAUCAACUAUGACA